This is a messenger RNA of Paramecium tetraurelia, 1662 nucleotides long. RefSeq lists its product as uncharacterized. The record is from RefSeq and is a predicted model, not a curated record. Gene Ontology annotation, cellular component: mitochondrion. The transcript has 3 exons. NCBI's taxonomy places the organism in Eukaryota, Ciliophora, Oligohymenophorea, Peniculida, Parameciidae.
AUGAAUUGCAAACUGUGCAAAUAGAGUUCACAACAGCUGAUAUUUGAGAAACUACAAAUAAAGUAUUUCGAAGCCUUCAACUUCUAUUUUGCAAAGCCAAUCAAUGAAAUUCUAUCAUAAAUUGCUAAUACUCCUCAUGUAAUCUAUUAUAAGGAUUAUGUGAUAUUAGAUGAAUAAUAAGAAUACAUGAAAAGAUAUUAUAAGAAAGAAGAAGUCAAACCAAGACUUGACAUUUUGAUUGACUUUUACGUAACAAAUUACAAAGAGGCUCACCCUUAUUUACUAGUUGUUGAGAGUCAUACUUUAAUGGCCAAAAGAAACAAGAAAAUUGACAAGCUUUAUUAUUAGAGAAUGCAAGAGAGUGAAAAUUCCAAUAAAUCCUAGAAUCCUGUUGUUGUAAAUAAUGUACUCAAUUCAAAACUAUCAUCAAAAUCUCAAAUCAGUUAUGAAACAGUAGAACACGACAUCUAUUCUUCUGAGGAUCAACCAUAGAAAUAGAGUCGCAUCGAUUUCAAAGGCAUAACUCUCCUCAAUAAUCCUGAAGAAAGUAACUUAUUUCUUGAAAUGCUGGACAAGUAAUACCAAAUUAUAAAUAAAAUAACCAACAAAAAUAAGUUACUGCCUCCAAAUUUUUACAUCAAAUCUCCUACCCAAAGUCAAUAAAACAUACAAACCAAUCUCAUUAAGGAUCUUCAUGCAAUGAAAAGCGCCAAGAGAAGAACCCAUAACAUGGACCUCAGGGAGAAAAAGGCAAUUUUUGCUAAUUCCAAGAGUGAAUCAAAGCAUUCCCAAUCGAGUUUCAAGAUGUCUAGGAUCAAGGACUCGGUGGAUUAAUAAGGUGAUCAACUUUGCGAUUAUGUCUCUGGAUAAAUUGAACCCUCUGAUCUGGAAGGUAAGAAUAAGAUGUCUCGAAUAUAGAAUGAUAAUUUCACAGUCUAAAAGAUGCUCAAGGAAUAUUAAGGCAAUCAAAUCAGACAAUUAAGAUCAACUAUAUCAUAAGACUUAUUAGUUGCAAGUACAUCUACUCUUAUAUAGGGAUUUUAAGGUUCUUAAAAAAGCAGUAAAUAAGAUCAAAAUAACAAUAAUGGUAGUAUAUAAAAUAUAUCAUAAAGACAAGAAUAAUUAAAGAAAGUAUAUUAACCAGCUUAAAAAAAGAAAAUAAACUAGAAUCAAUUGGAUAAAAUUGCAAAGGGGGGAUGUCUGACUGAUAGAAAUAUGAAAUAGUUGCCCAUUUCUGAAGAUUUGUUUAACAAAUUGCAUGACAUCAAAAUCAAAAGUUCAUAGAAUGCUGAAUCCUAGAAGAAACCUGAAUUCAAUUACAUGAUACCAUCCUAAUAUAAUGCGAUGUCCACUUUCAAAAUAGGCAAUAACAACAAAGCCAAAUCUCAAUAUGCCAAGAAGAACAUGGGACUAGAUUUAGCCACCAAAUCGUAGCAUUAGUAAUAGGGAAAUCAUAGCCAAUCUAAAGUGCUGAACAUUAACACACAGAAAACUGAUGAUAUUGUUAAAAAGUACAUUUAGUUGGCCACACAAUCUAUACAAAAUCAUAAAAAAUUUGAUUUCAAAUUGAAUCUUUAAAACUUAAAUAAUAAUGAACCUCAUUUAGAUGAAGAACUCUGUAUUUAUAACUAAUUAUAUAUUAAAUAGAAAAUAAACGUCUGA